AUGAAGAAGAGGGUGCAGCACCCUAAUUCUCGCAGCCUGGUGGACUCACAGAAGGACCCGCGGGUGCUCGAAGGCUUCCAGGGCUGCCUGGACUCGGUCACGCUGAACAACAACGAGCUGCCGCUGCAGAACAAACGCUCUCGAUACGCAGAGGUGGUGGGACUGACAGAGCUGAAGCUAGGCUGCAUCCUCUACCCUGACGCCUGCCUGCAGCAGCCCUGUCGCAACGGAGCAACCUGCACCAGCCUGCCUUCCGGUGGGUUCUCAUGCAGCUGUAACCUCCAGUACACCGGAGGGCGCUGUGAGAUGGAGAUCACGGCGUGUGUUCCCAACCCGUGUCAAAACGGCGGAGUAUGUAAACCCAUCGGUAACGCCUUCUUCUGCAGCUGCAGGAGAGGUUUCAAGGGCCUGAUGUGUGAGGAAGAUGUGAACGAAUGUGACCGCAGCAAUCUGGAGGGUGAGUGUGAGAAUGGCGGCCUCUGCGUCAACACUUACGGAUCCUUCUACUGUAACUGCACGGCGGGCUUUGUGGGCCAACGCUGCGGCCUGCGACCCGUGGUGGUCCCCGACAUGCAGGCAGGUCACACCGUGGUCGGUAAAGAGGAGCUGAUCGGAAUCGCCGUGGUGCUUUUUGUCAUCGUCACCCUCAUCAUCCUCUUCAUCGCUUUCCGCAAGAAGGUUUUUCAGAAGAACUACUCGCGGAACAACCUGUCUCUGGUCCAGGACCCGGCUACUGCAGCGCUCCUCAACAAGGCCAACGGUGUUCAGUUUAAGACCCUUCACUGCACACCAGGGGACCCCCUCAACCUGUACUCAGAGCCCACCGUGCUGGGAGUGGGCGGGAUGAUGUGUCCUCCACAGGUCCCUGUGAGGCCCAUGGCAUACACCCCCUGUUUCCAAGGAGACCCGCGGUCCACGCUGGAGAAGAUGGUGGAUGGGCGCGGUGUGGAGCAUACGGAGAUGAGCACCUUUCACCCCGAGUCCCCAAGGAUCCUGUCGGGAACCACCAGGAGGGGGGUGGUGGUGUGCAGUGUGGCCCCCAACCUGCCGCCAGUGUCCCCCUGCCGCUCAGACUGCGAUUCCCUAUGCAAGAGCCCAUGGGACAGUGAUGAGGGAAAGAUGGUUGACAUGGCAGAAGAAGUAACGUGUUUCUCAGGGAGCAACAAAGGCAGCAACUCAGAGGUCCAAUCCCUUAGCUCCUUCCAGUCUGACUCCUGUGAUGAUAAUGCCUCCAUAGUGACGGUCAUUCGACUGGUGAAUGAUGCAGUCGACACAAUCGAAAGUGAAGUGUCAGUAAUGGACCAUGGUCAAACCUACAACAGAGGUGACUGCCAGACCCUCUCACUUUACCCCUCCCCCUCUAUGUAUCUAUCUCUCUCUAUCUAUCUCUCUAUCUAUCCAUCUAUCUAUCAAUCCAUCUAUCUAUCUAUCUAUCUGCAGCGGCUAUUAUAUUAG
Molecule: messenger RNA, 1455 nt
Organism: Notothenia coriiceps (black rockcod)
Lineage: Eukaryota; Metazoa; Chordata; Actinopteri; Perciformes; Nototheniidae
Product: protocadherin Fat 3-like
Exons: 8
Coding region: 1-1455 (484 amino acids)
Biological process (GO): Notch signaling pathway
Molecular function (GO): Notch binding; calcium ion binding
Source: RefSeq, a predicted model, not a curated record